This is a messenger RNA of Neurospora tetrasperma FGSC 2508, 935 nucleotides long. RefSeq lists its product as uncharacterized. Bases 66 to 782 code for a protein of 238 amino acids. The record is from RefSeq and is a predicted model, not a curated record. Gene Ontology annotation, molecular function: fatty acyl-CoA hydrolase activity. NCBI's taxonomy places the organism in Eukaryota, Fungi, Ascomycota, Sordariomycetes, Sordariales, Sordariaceae. The transcript has a single exon.
AAUCCAAGUAUAUCAGCAAUUCAAGGCUCAAGCCAAAUCAUCACCUAAUCAAAGCCCAAUUCACAAUGGCCGAUACCUCCACCAUCGCCGGCGGGGACAUCCCGCCCGCAUCACAAACACAAGCCGAAGUCCAAGACCAAACAACAAAAUCAUCAAGCGACUCACAACAACCCUCAAUUUCCCUCGAAAAAGAAACCCUCUCCUUCACUCCUUCCCUCUCAACAUCCAUUCUCCUACCCCUCACCCCCACCACCUCAUCCGCCCUCGCGCUCGCCCACGUCCAACGCGUGUGGGACUCCAUCCGUCCCAACUCCGCCAUCUACAACCUUCUUCUGUCCGACAUCGUCCUCGUAGCCGCCGUCUCCCACCCCACUGGCCGGAUCCUCGCCCACUUGACUUUGAAACCAAUCCACCUCAACAGCAAGCGCAUCCUGCACGGUGCCGUCAGCGGGACGUUGUGCGAUUGGGCGGGUGGGAUGGCUAUUGCUGCCAGCAUUGCUGGCGAUGAACUCAAAGUGGGGGAAGGGGAGCAGGACAGACAGAUGACGACGGGCGUGAGCACAGAUAUGCAUUUGAGUUAUUGUUCGACGGCUAGGGAGGGAGACACGUUGGAGGUGGAGGCGUGGGUUAGUAGGCGCGGGAGGAAGUUGGGGUUUACGGGAUUGGAGAUUAGGAAAAGAGUGGAUGGGUGGGAGAAGGGGGAGAAGGGGGAGGUGGUUGUGGUGGGAAGUCAUACCAAGUAUUUGCCUUUUGGGCAGAAGCCAAGAGAGGCAAAGGAGUGAGAAAUCGAGGCAGAAAAAGACGAGGGGGGCGAUAUGUGAGAGGGACGUUGCUGUGGAAGGCUUAUUAUAGGUGGGAUAUGGGUGAGUCUCUCCAGAAAGAAAGCAUGGGAAUCAAACUUGAGAUACCAGUUGCAGUUUUAGGUCUGGUCGAAG